CGUCCUUCGAUGUCGCUCAACAUCCUCGUAGUCGGAGCAGGCCUUGCUGGUCCCGCUCUUGCCUCUCUUCUCCAACGUUCAUCUAUCACAAGUGCCCAUCAUAUCACCGUGGUAGAACGAAACCCUUCACUUCGAACCGCCGGUCAGCAGAUUGACAUCAAAGCGCAAGGUAUUCCCAUAUUGAAGAAGAUGAAUUUAUUGAAGACCAUGCGACAACAUUGCGUGGCUGAAACCGGGUUCGAAUUCCUGGAUAAGAACGACAAUAUGAUCGCGCAAUUCGGCGUGAAUCCAGUCGACAAGAGAGGCUUCGGCCUGACAAGCGAAUAUGAGAUCAUGAGGGGGGAUAUGGUCAAGGUGUUGUAUGAUGACAGCCUUUCGCAAAGAGCAGAAGUGGAGAAAGAACAGUCCCAAUCCACGAGGGGAUCAUUGACCUACGAAUUCGACAAGAGCAUCGAAACGCUUGAGCAAUCCGCCUCCCACGCUGAAGUCACUUUCUCGGAUGGCCAAAGGAAACGUUACGAUCUUGUUGUUGCAGCCGAUGGACAAGCUUCUCGCACAAGGCGUCUUGCGUUCGGAAAGGAAAUUAGCGACGCAUCGUUCAGAUCUAUGGGUCUUCACACUGGCUAUUUCGACGUCCCACGUCUACCCAACGAGAACAGUGUGGCUCGAGGUCAUUCCGCGCAGCAGCGCUUGUUCAUCACGCGACCCAGUGGUCGUCCAGUGACGGGUGUGUAUAUCUUCACUAAGAAAGAUUUUGAAGGUUUGCGCGGGUCUUACGAUCAAUCCAUCGAGAAGCAAAAAGAGAUCUGGAUACGCAAUCUGGACGGUUUGGAAUGGCAGAAAGAGCGAUUCGCAGAAGGAAUCAGAAAUUGCACUGAUUUUUAUGCGCAUGAGCAGGGUCAGGUGAGGAUGGAAAAGUUGUACAAAGGGCGUGUUGUACUUUUGGGUGAUUCGGGUUAUUGCCCUUCACCUUUUACUGGACUAGGGACGACAAGCGCACUGAUUGGUGCCUAUGUUCUUGCCGGCGAACUCGCACGGAACGGUACAAACGUCGACGCUGCACUGGAAAACUACCAGAAGCUGGCGAAGCCGCCCGUUACGGCGCUGCAGCAUCUACCCACGGAAAACAUGGGAUUUUUGUUUCCAUCGAGUCGGCUCGGUGUGUGGGUAUUGAGUAGUGUUAUGAGAGCUAUAUACAAGCUGGGGAUCGACAAGAUGAUGCCGGAUAUUAUGGAUAGUGCUGGAGGGACCAAGUGGUCACUACCCGAGUAUCCCGAGAUGAAAUUCAACGCUGAUGAACCAUCGACUUGA
Periconia digitata is the source of this 1311-nucleotide messenger RNA. Lineage: Eukaryota; Fungi; Ascomycota; Dothideomycetes; Pleosporales; Periconiaceae. The record is from the annotation of a GenBank genome assembly.